Anopheles bellator is the source of this 1210-nucleotide messenger RNA. Its product is annotated as cuticle protein-like. The transcript has 6 exons. Gene Ontology annotation, cellular component: extracellular matrix. NCBI's taxonomy places the organism in Eukaryota, Metazoa, Arthropoda, Insecta, Diptera, Culicidae. Bases 38 to 1210 code for a protein of 390 amino acids. The record is from RefSeq and is a predicted model, not a curated record.
CGCUCUAGUAAGAACCUCGGAACGUCUGUAUCGUACAAUGGCAUUCAAAUUCGCCGUCUUCGCCGCCAUCGUGGCCGUCGCCAACGCCGUUGCCAUCGGCUACCCGGCUCCGCUUGGCGCAGUCCACGCUCCGUACGGAGCAGCCUACCACGCUCCUUUGGGAGCUGUCCACGCUCCGUACGGAGGAUACCACGCCCCUCUGGGAGCUUACCCGGCUGUGGCCAAGGUUGCCGCUCCGCUGGCUUACCCGGCCGUCGCUAAGGUUGCGGCUCCUUUGGCCGUCGCUAAGGUUACCGACGACUACGACCCGAACCCGCAGUACAGCUACAGCUAUCACAUUGCCGAUGCUCUGACGGGAGACAACAAGGAACAGCAGGAGUCGCGCUCGGGAGAUGUUGUCACCGGUUCCUACUCUCUGGUAGAGCCCGAUGGCACCCGCCGUGUCGUUGAGUACACCGCUGACCCCGUCAACGGAUUCAACGCCGUUGUCCACCGUCAGCCUCUGGCCGUCAAGGCUGUAGCCCCGGUUGCUGCCUAUCCUGCUGUGGCCAAGGUCGCUGCCCCGUACGGAUACCCCGCGUACGGCAAGGCCAUCCUCGGUUACCAUCAGAACCAAAGCACCGCCCUAGUAAGAACAACGGAAAAUCUUCAACCUAUAAUGGCAUUCAAAUUCGCUGUCUUCGCCGCCAUCGUGGCCGUCGCCAACGCCGUCGCCAUCGGAUACCCAGCCGCACUCGGUGCAGUCCACGCUCCUUACGGAGCAGCCUACCACGCACCUUUGGGAGGUUACCACGCUCCUUUGGGAGCCGUCCACGCUCCGUACGGAGGUUACCACGCACCUCUGGGAGCUUACCCGGCCGUCGCUAAGGUUGCUGCUCCUCUGGCCGUUGCUAAGGUUGCCGCCGACUACGACGCGAACCCGCAGUACAGCUACAGCUACCACAUUGCCGAUGCUCUGACCGGAGACAACAAGGAACAGCAGGAGUCGCGCUCGGGAGAUGUUGUCACUGGUUCCUACUCUCUGGUUGAGCCCGAUGGCACCCGUCGUGUCGUUGAGUACCAUGCUGACCCCGUCAACGGAUUCAACGCCGUUGUCCACCGUGAGCCUCUGGCCGUGAAGGCUGUGGCCCCAGUUGCUGCCUAUCCCGCCGUCGCCAAGGUCGCUGCCCCGUACGGAUACCCCGCGUACGGCAAGGCCAUCGUCGGUUAA